Molecule: messenger RNA, 1092 nt
Organism: Branchiostoma floridae (Florida lancelet)
Lineage: Eukaryota; Metazoa; Chordata; Leptocardii; Amphioxiformes; Branchiostomatidae
Exons: 5
Coding region: 123-641 (172 amino acids)
Source: RefSeq, a predicted model, not a curated record
CUGCCGACAAAGCCGGGUAAGCUCACCUUUCCUGGGCUGACGUGUACAUCGUAAGACGGGUAGCUGAGAAGCACCCUGCUUGCAGAAUUUCUCCUCAAACCGCAACACCACAUAGGACAGACAUGAAGACUUUACCUGUCCUUAUUGCAACGGCAGGUCUUCUGUUGGUCCUUAGCAUCUCCACGGUCAGGUGUGUUCCACCUGAGAUGUCGACAGAUAUGUACUGCCUUGGCUGCAAAGCAACUGUGAAAGAACUGAUAAAGGUGUUUGAGUCUGAGGACAACAAACACAAGUCCCACUCGGCCAAAGUAUCCAAGGCCAUGGCGACCACCUGCAAACACGACAACUUCAAACGGCUCAAGUACGUCCCUGGGAAGUACGUGGAGGCUUGUCUGCAACUGCUGGAGACCUACGCCAGCACGGUGGAGAGCCUGCUGAUGAACACGGACCACUCCAACCUGGAGCAGGAGCUGUGCCACGACCUGUCAGACGCCUGUCAUGGCGCUCCUGAUCACAAACAUGAUCCUACGAAACCAGAGAUCGUCGUUGAUGAUAACGGAAACGUCAAGUUCGUGGACGGAACUCACGUCAAGGCCAAGAGACCGAACCCAGUCAGGCCCAAUUUGCACAGCGAGCUCUAAUCACGUCGUGCGACCGUCGUGCGAUCACAAAGUCGGAUGUCGUAGGAUAGUCUUGCAUGUGUCGUACAAAUUCAAUUUUCCUGUUACGGGAAAGAUUGACUUAGAUCCUUGUCGGCGGUUGGUUCUGUCACAGUCUGCUUGAUAAUCCUACAACAUUAAAAUCGUACGACGACCCCACGACAAAAAGACCACGCCUUUACCAAUGGUGUCUUGCCAAUACUUGUAGUUGUCUGUAAUGGCAAUGUUUUUGCAAUUGUAAGGUUACUCAUAGCUGACCACUAUAUCCAUGCGACAAGGCUGUUGAAGUCAUAGCCGCAACAAAAUUUAUCAAAUCUUUGUAUGUUUAUAAUCUGCAGCACUGUAGAAAACGUUGUUCAGAGAUUUUCAAAAGAGAAAUGUGGAUAUAUUAGCCAUACGUUUUGAAUACCAAAUGUACAGAGAAGUUAGUACA